AUGGAAAUCAUCUCAGCUUAUCAUGAGAAUAGUUUGAUAAAUGGGAUAAGGAUUUUUCAUAGACUAUUUUGGGCCUUCGUUCCGUGUAUAUCUGCGUUUAAAUUCUGCAAACCAAUAGUACAAGUUGAUGGGACUUGGCUGUACGACAAGUACAAAGGAACUUUAUUGGUAGCAGUUGCACAGGAUAGGAACUCUAUUGCUUAUGCUAUUGUGGAAUGUGAGACAAAAAAAUGUUGGAGUUUCUUUUUGAGAAAUUUGAGAAAAUUUGUCACUCCACAGGCCAACAUUUGUUUGAUUUUCGAUAGACAUGAAUCUAUUAAGAGUGCUUAUAAUAAUCCGAAUAAUGGGUGGCAAGAUCCUCCGUCAAAGCAUAUGUUCUGCGUCCGACAUAUUGCACAAAAUUUUACAAGGGAAUUUAAAGACAAUGCUUUGAAGAAAAAAGUUAUUUCUCUGGGUUACUCGAUCAACGAGCCUACAUAUCGAUACUACCGUAGAGAAAUCGGCAUGCUAAAUCCGGAUGCUUUGAAAUGGUUAGACAACAUACCUCGACAAGAUUGGAUUCAAGCAUUCGAUGGAGGUAGUUGUUGGGGUCAGAUGACAACCAACCUUGUGGAGUCAAUCAACGCAGUAUUAAAAGGCCCGCGCAACCUUCCCAUCACUGCUUUGGUGCAAUCAACUUAUUUUAAAACAGAGACACUAUUUCCAACCAUGGGAAAACGACACGCAUCAAUUUUAGCUUCUGGUCAGGUAUACACAAAAACUUGCAUAGAUUUUAUGAAAUUGGAAAUAAGUAAAUCCAAUAGUCAUAGGGUAGAUAGUUUUGAUCGGAGCAACCAUACUUUCAUGGUGCACGAGACAGUGGUUCCAAGAGAAGGGCGACCAAUUGCAGCAUGCUCUAGCAUAAAGUAUAAUUAUUGGAGCCUUAUACCUGAUGUGUAUAAAGUGGAAUCGGUAUUAAAAGUCUAUGAUGAAGUGUUCCAACCCAUACCAAACCAAGGAUAUUGGCCACAAUAUGAAGGUGUUAAGGUGUGUCACAAUCCACUAAUGCGGAGAGUCGCGAAAGGUCGUCCAAAGAGCAAACGCAUUAGAACAGAAAUGGACAGUAAAGAAAGAGAACCAAGAAAAUGCGGGUUAUGUCGGGUCUCUAGUUGUAAGACCCAUAAUUUUAAAGAAGGCCCGCGCAACCUUCCCAUCACUGCUUUGGUGCAAUCAACUUAUUUUAAAACAGAGACACUAUUUCCAACCAUGGGAAAACGACACGCAUCAAUUUUAGCUUCUGGUCAGGUAUACACAAAAACUUGCAUAGAUUUUAUGAAAUUGGAAAUAAGUAAAUCCAAUAGUCAUAGGGUGGAUAGUUUUGAUCGGAGCAACCAUACUUUCAUGGUGCAUGAGACAGUGGUUCCAAGAGGAGACAGUGGGUCCAAGAGAAGGGCGACCAAUUGGUCAUUUUAG
Molecule: messenger RNA, 1452 nt
Organism: Cicer arietinum (chickpea)
Lineage: Eukaryota; Viridiplantae; Streptophyta; Magnoliopsida; Fabales; Fabaceae
Source: RefSeq, a predicted model, not a curated record